CAAAAAAGUAUUCCACAACAAUCAAGUCACUCCAAAACUCAUGACCAAAAUUCUUUUCACUGUAUUUUUAAUAAACAAAAGUGGGGUGGCUUUUUUCUCAGCAACACCUGCAAUGGAGUUGAAGGGGUGGAUUGAGGGGGACGAGAGUGCGGAUGAAAUGUUAUCUCGCCUUAUAACUGAAGGCUCACCCUUCUUUUUUCUUCCUCCGCUUCACCGGAUUCCUCUCCGCGUCGGCAAUGUUCUUGAGCUCGUUGGCCCCUCUACAUCUGCCAAAACCCAAAUCCUUAUUCAGGCUGCAAUCAGUUGCAUUCUUCCUAAAGAGUGGAAUGGGGUGCACUAUGGUGGAUUGGGGCGUUUGGUGACGUUCCUCGACUUGGAUUGUCGUUUCGACGUUUCAUGCCUCGCACAAUUGCUAAAGCAUCGGAUCAUGGAAGCUAAUGGAUUGAGCAGUAAAGAGCAUCGGGAGCAACAACUUGGUGACUUAUCGAACUGCGAUGCAAAAAGGCAAUCUAAUAUGUUUUAUGAUGAGGAACUAUUUGCAGUGUCCAUGAGACGGUUCUUAUAUGUUCGUUGUUACGAAAGCUUUGAAUUUCUAACCACUCUUAAGACAUUGCAUUAUAGGCUUAGAAGGGAAAGUGAAGCACAUGGAAUUAGUGUUUAUUGCCUUCUUAUUGACAGCAUUGGAGCUUUUCAUUGGGUUGAUCGGGCUUGUAGACCCUUGCUAGUGGGUGGUGAUAAUAGGAAAAGUCUGUCUCUCCUGGGUGUAUCAGAAACUGUCGUUCAGGAGGUCAGCAAUCUUCUACUGCUUCAUCCCAUGGUUGUUAUAGCUACUAGAACUACCAUCUUAGGUGAUAAAAGUUCAGCUAAUGAGGUUCCAUGGAAGUUGGAAAAUUGGUCUGCAACAGACAUCUCAUGUUCAAAAAAUGUAAAAAGUAAAAAUCAGCAUCUUUCUUAUCCUGAGUAUAUGCCUUCUAUCUGGCAGACCUUUGUUACACACAGAGUAGUUGUACGAGCCACAGAUCAGAAUUGUGCUAUCAAUGAGAGUCGAGGAUGCUCUAUCUAUUUAUUGGAAUGGUUACUGCCACCUCUGAAAUCUUUUGACAAAUUUACUGUUGGAGAAGCUGGUGUCGUUGUCGCAUUGUGAGAUGUAAUUGUGUCAUGGAAGAAGUCAUGCUGCCCAUUUCUUGAACUCUCUCAUGAUGCAAGGUCAAAACUAUUUCAUGUAAGUUUGUUUGUCUAUAUUGCAUUUCAAGCUUCUUUUUCCCUUUAUUUUGGGGUCAAAUUGAUAUUAAUUGUAAUAAUCUAUUUGUGUAAUUCUUUGGUGUAAACUUUUGACAUCUUUAAAAUGCAUCUUCUAAAGCCACAUUGUCUUGUUUGUUGAGGAUUUAUGUCCAAAUUUAUUUAUUU
Molecule: messenger RNA, 1407 nt
Organism: Pistacia vera
Lineage: Eukaryota; Viridiplantae; Streptophyta; Magnoliopsida; Sapindales; Anacardiaceae
Product: DNA repair protein XRCC2 homolog
Exons: 10
Coding region: 41-1144 (367 amino acids)
Biological process (GO): double-strand break repair via homologous recombination
Cellular component (GO): replication fork; Rad51B-Rad51C-Rad51D-XRCC2 complex
Molecular function (GO): ATP-dependent DNA damage sensor activity; ATP binding; DNA binding
Source: RefSeq, a predicted model, not a curated record